AUGUUCAUCCUCCUGCAGUAUUUAUUUUAUUUCGCCCUUACAAUAAUAUCGAUUUUAAUUGGGCUUAAAUUGUUCUUUCAACCGGUCAAGCGAACAUGCAAGUGUACAGCCAGGCUCGAUGGAAAAGUGGUUCUAGUGACGGGAGGGAACUCUGGCAUAGGAUUGGAGACAGCUCGGGAUAUGGCAGGACGCGGUGCGAAGGUGAUUAUAGCAAGUAGAAACGAGAAGAAGUCGGAAGCAGCUGUCCGUGACAUAAUUAGCACAACUGGUAACAAAAACGUCGAGUACAGGCAUUUAGAUCUGGGCAAAUUCAAAAGCAUCCGUGAAUUCGCUGAGGAUAUUAACAAGAAUGAAGAAAGGUUGGACAUUCUAGUGAACAAUUCUGGCGUCGGUGGCCUAGACAAUGUUCUCACUGAGGACAACAUAGAUAUAGUAAUGCAGGUCAACUACUUCGGGCAUGUCCUUUUAACGAAUCUACUUUUAAAGAAGAUGGAAGCGUCCGCGCCGAGUCGCAUCGUUAACGUGUCAUCUAAUCUACAUCACAUAGCAUACCUGAAAGUGGAUAAUUUGCGAGAGAAUAAUGUGUUCACUCACGUCAUCCGAUACGGCAAUAGUAAAUUGUGUAUUAUUCUGUGGACUAAGGCUCUAGCUAAGAAGCUACCGAAGGGUAUAACCACAUUUUCACUUCACCCUGGGGUUGUGAAAACUGAUGUCUUUCUCAAUCUAACUUACGUUAUCAGAGUGGUAGUGUUGACUGUAAUUGGGUUGUUAUUUAAAACGCCGGUAGAGGGCGCGCAAACGACCAUACAUGUUUGCGUAGCUCCUAAUAUAGAGGAGACUUCCGGUGGUUUUUAUAAGGAGUGCAGAUUAACAGCGGCCUCGAGACAAGCCCGAGAUUCCGAUUUCGCGGAAAAGGUAUUUAAUGAGUCUAUGAAAGUGUUAGACGUCGCAAAGUAA
This is a messenger RNA of Leptosia nina, 957 nucleotides long. The record is from the annotation of a GenBank genome assembly. NCBI's taxonomy places the organism in Eukaryota, Metazoa, Arthropoda, Insecta, Lepidoptera, Pieridae.